UUUUUUCCUUUUUCAUGUCACGUGGUUAUUUAGGUAUAUUGUAGGUCACUCAUUUUUCCAAGAAUGACUUGUGGACGUGCGGGGCGCUUUAUUUUGCAGCUGUUUUGGACGGAAACAAUCGCACUGCCUAUUCUGUCGAGAGCUGGUGUCUCUUUUCCAGCACCUUAAUAUAGAUGCCAAAUGAAAUAUAAAUGAGGAGACGUGUGAAUGAUACCCCUUAUCGGUGACGACGAGAGCGUCCGCGCCGUCAAAAAAGGGCUUUAAUUGUAGUCCCGAGCAAAACAGGUGGUAGCAUCCACGGACGGAAUGGUAGCAUCCACCAGCUUGACUUCUUCGGCGCACUCGGGGGUGCGUUCAAGACACCAACGGUUGGGAACCGUUGUCGCGCUGCGUACCAAAGUGCCGCGAGACCUCCUCUGCCCGUGCGGGGGUUUAUGAACGCCGUAGAAGCUCUGAAUGAACACCUGCCAGUGGAAGUUUUUAUAAAAUUGGCCCCACAUUACUGCAGAGUACACAACAGUUUGUCGAAGGAUAUUUUUCUUCUGAAAAGCGGUCAUCAUGGCAGUUGAAAUCCCGGGACUGGUGUCUGUGAUCAUUUUUUAUAUUUGUAUUCUGGCCAUCGGGGUGUGGGGAUCUCACAAAUCCAAAAAAGUGGAGAAGACAUGUCCUGGCAGCAAGAGUGACGUUUCUAUUGUUGGUGGCCGCAACAUCAAUGUCCUAGUUGGGAUUUUUACUAUGACAGCCACGUGGGUCGGUGGAGGUUAUAUCAUGGGAACUGCUGAGGCCGUUUAUUCUCCAAAUCAAGGUCUCAUUUGGGCUCUGGGUCCGCCUGCUUACGUUUUAAAUUUCUUUUUGGGCGGAUUGUUUUUUGCCAAACCAAUGAGAUCAAAACGCUAUGUGACCAUGUUGGACCCUUUUCAGAGUCGCUACGGCAACACAUUCACUGCAGCUCUCCUGGUUCCUGCCUUGAUCAGUGACAUAUUAUGGGUAGCCUGCAUCCUUGCUGCGCUGGGAGGGACGAUGAGCGUAAUUCUGGGCCUGUCGUCUACCAUUUCCAUCAUCAUCUCUGCAGCGGUCUCCAUCGUCUACACAUUUCUCGGGGGCCUCUACUCAGUUGCUUACACCGACAUCAUUCAGCUUUGUUUUAUCUUUGUCAGCCUGUGGCUCUGCGUCCCAUUUUUGGUGCUCAGUCCUGCAGUUGGCGCCCUCUCACAAACACUCCCACUAAACCAGACGGCUGGGCAUUCCUGGGUUGGAGACCUGCAGUUGGAGGAUGCAGGAAAAUGGGUUGAUCAACUUCUUCUGCAAGCUCUAGGUGGACUUUCAUAUCAGGCUCUGUAUCAGAGAAUCCUCUCUGCAGCCUCGUCUGUUCAGGCUCAGAUCACAUGUUUUGCUGCAGCUGGAGCAGUUUUCCUUAUGGGAAUCCCCUCGGUUGUAAUUGGAAUCAUGGCUGCCUCUGCAGACUGGAACCAGACGGAUUAUGGGCUACCCCCGCCUAUUGAGCGUGGAGAUUCAGGGAAGAUCCUGCCACUUGCUCUGCAAUACCUAACACCUACCUGGGUCUCAGUGCUGGGCAUUGGUUCUGUGGCUGCAGCCGUUAUGUCCUCCAUGGACUCAGCACUGCUGUCCUCAGCAUCUUUGUUUACCAAGAACAUAUACAAGACCACCUUGAGGAAAACGGCCUCAGAAAGGGAGCUGCAGUGGGUUAUCAAAGCCUCAGUUCUGAUUGUGGGCAUGGCUGGGACGGGCUUGGCCUUCGGGGGCAGCAGUGUACUUGCUCUUUGGCUUUUUAUUUAACCCGUUGUCGCAAAGAGCCAAUCAACCGAAUAUCUUCAGGUAAAAGCUGGAUGGCGUCAAUGACCUAGUUUUCAUAGACCUUAUUGUGCACGUGAGCACUACACAAUCACUGGACAGGACACGUAACACUAACAAGGUCCUCUGCGGUUUUUAUCGCCUCCAUGUGGCUCAUAAACCGUUGCGGUCUGUCAUCCACACACUACUGUCUUCUUCAGCCAUAUGCUAACUCUAAGACCUUGAACUUUCAUAUCCUUUUGCAAGAUAUCGUCCCUAAAGGACCUGACAAACCUAGAAUUACAUUUACAGGUUUGCAUGAAGGGAUGCCACACAGUGCGGAUUUGAGCCUCAAGCUUCGUCAGAGACUGUCUUUGCUAAUUGUCUACAAAUAUGGGAUUUUACUUGACUUAAAGACCCACUCCGAUCAUCUUUUCAACUAUUUUAAAGGCAUUCCCAAUGCUCUUUUAUUUAUACUUAUGCAUUUUUUAGCAAAAAUCAAACAACCCUGUCAUUUUUAUUGACAUAGUUUCUGCAGGGUGCCAGCACUUUGUUAGAAAUUCACCACUGAUGCUCCUGAGAACUUGGAGCACACUGCAAAAGAGUUGGGCAAAAAAUCAGAAAGAAACUCUUAUAUUAAGAACAAAAUCUCUAGAAAGUAGUAAAAUUUAUUGUCCAUUCAGCAGGUCAGUUUUACGUAACUAUAACUCUUACAAUAUGAAAUCAAAGAAACGAGGAGUUAAAGACAAGCUUUCAAAAACUG
This is a messenger RNA of Oryzias melastigma (Indian medaka), 2554 nucleotides long. Its product is annotated as high-affinity choline transporter 1. The transcript is spliced from 10 exons. Gene Ontology annotation, molecular function: choline:sodium symporter activity. The record is from RefSeq and is a predicted model, not a curated record. The coding region runs from base 559 to 1797 and encodes 412 amino acids. Gene Ontology annotation, biological process: transmembrane transport; acetylcholine biosynthetic process; choline transport. NCBI's taxonomy places the organism in Eukaryota, Metazoa, Chordata, Actinopteri, Beloniformes, Adrianichthyidae. Gene Ontology annotation, cellular component: plasma membrane.